Molecule: messenger RNA, 1504 nt
Organism: Spinacia oleracea (spinach)
Lineage: Eukaryota; Viridiplantae; Streptophyta; Magnoliopsida; Caryophyllales; Amaranthaceae
Product: F-box protein At5g03100
Exons: 3
Coding region: 71-1216 (381 amino acids)
Molecular function (GO): protein binding
Source: RefSeq, a predicted model, not a curated record
CUUAAAAUCCUGCCUCUUAGAAUAGAACAAAACUCACCCAAAAUUCGGCCCUGUUUCUUUUGUUUGAAUCAUGGCCAAAGAAGCUAAAAAGAUGUGCAAUGAUUUAGAUAGAAUUAGUAAUCUACCAGACUGUCUUCUUCAUCGAAUCCUCUCAAACUUGGAUACUAAACUUAUCGUUAAAAGUUCCUUUCUAUCUACAAGAUGGAAACAUAUUUGGGCACAAACUCCAUUCCUCAAUUUUAGGUUUCAUAUGGAUCCUUUUUAUGAACUUUCCUUCCCCUGCUUGCAAGUGCAAGUCUCGAUAUUCCUGGAUUUUGUUGAACAAGUCUUGCACCGCCGAGAACCUAAUAAAUUAUUCAAGUUUGAAUUUAUUUUACCCAAUGUGGGAAUCGAUCCAAAAGUUAUGGAGUCUAUAUUGUCAUACGUUAUGAACUUAAAACCAGAAGAAGUCACAUUUCAAGUCGAAACUUACAACUCCAUAUCUAUGGAAUUACCCGAAUGUUUUUACGUUAACGAAUCUCUUGAAAAACUACAACUAACUGCUUCUUGGGUAACUUUUUCCAACCCUAAUGGUUUCCUUACACUAAAAGAACUUAGACUUCAUGAUCUGAAUGAAAAUGGCCGUAAAUCGGGUGAUUCUUCUCAUUAUUGUUCUAAAAGAAUAAUAUUUUGUCCUGAUUUUUUCUCAAAAUGUCCUGUUUUAGAAGUUCUGAGCUUUUCAGACUGUGAUUUAAGUACCUCGGUGUUGACAGUGUCAUCUCCCACACUUAAAAAGUUGGAGAUUGUGAACUCGUUGUUUAGUAAACUAGUUGUUUCAUCACCCCUUCUUGUUUACUUUAAAUAUGAAGGUGCUGAACCGAUGAACUUGUACAUGAAUGGUGAUCAUCGUAUGCUCGAAGAAAUAGAUAUCGAUGUCAAAAGUUAUUGUCAAAGAUAUGGCAGUAAAAAUCUUUUUGACAUGCUUAGACAAGUCGAGAGUGCAAGAUAUGUUUCUGUGUCCAUGGACACUGUCAAGGCACUCGCCGCGGAUGGUAGAAGAAUUGAAAAUGAGCCAUCUCUGUUUCCUAAUCUAAAGAAUUUAAAUGUGAAGACUGAUUGGACAGUGAAUGAAUCAGGAUUGAAAUUUCUACUGUCAAAUUCAGCAUCAGAUGUUGAGACUCUAAUUGAAGUGCCAAAGUCAUUAAGGUCAAGAUUGGAAACCUUCACCAUAAUUUGAAUUGCUUCUUGCCUCCCACAACGAAAAAAAAUGAAGAAAGUGUAGGACAAAUUGUUUUGCUGCCAAAGAGAAUUUGAGAAGGAGGCUAAGGAAACUUGUGGGGAUGUCCGCACAAUGGUGGUUGACGAAUGACGAGGAAGACUAGGGUUUUUUUUUAAAAUAAAAUAAUGUAAUCUCUCAUUAUGACUUAAUUAUUUUUGAGCAAGUCCAUGAGUUUGUUUCGGAAUUUUUGAUGAAGGAUAAACCUACAUGAACGUAUUAUAUAGGUUUAUAAACGUUUUUUGUUUA